This is a messenger RNA of Pipra filicauda (Wire-tailed manakin), 8150 nucleotides long. It is a transcript of the gene ZFYVE1, whose product is annotated as zinc finger FYVE-type containing 1. Gene Ontology annotation, molecular function: metal ion binding. NCBI's taxonomy places the organism in Eukaryota, Metazoa, Chordata, Aves, Passeriformes, Pipridae. The transcript has 13 exons. The record is from RefSeq and is a predicted model, not a curated record. Bases 651 to 2999 code for a protein of 782 amino acids.
CAACGAGGGGAGCAGGCGGAGCGGGCGCGGGUCCUGCCCGGCCCUGCCCUGCUCUGCUCAGUCCCCCCGGGCGCCCCGACUGCAUGGUCGGCCCCUGGGGGAGGAGAACCGGGACACCCCCCCCGGGCGCGGAGGGGACGGGGGGGAGGAGGAAGCGGCGGCCGGGACCCGAGUCCUUAGUCACCGGGUGCCGGCGGGAGGAAGGGGAAGAAAGGUGGCCGCCGGCUUGUAAACAAUAGCCCGGCUCGCGGCGCCCCGCGCCGCGCCGCCUUUGUUCGCAGCCCCGCCGCGGCUCCCCGCCCGCUGCCGCCGCUCGGCGGGAGGAACCCGGGGGCUCCCUCGCUCCCUCCGGCCGGCGCGGCGCCGAGCGCAGCCCCAGCAGCUGUUUCCCUCCGAUCUCUGCUUCAGGGAAAUACUUGCUGUACCUGCUGAAGUGCACCAGGCUGGGUUUUGUUUUUCUCAUCGCUGAAAAUAUGUGAGACAGCUAAGCAGAGAAAGAAUGUACACUGGCAUUUGGGUAUAGUAAUACAUGAAACCAGCCAUGCUGUUUAAGUUUAUUUUGGAGAAAGAAAACUUCAUUAACACUUAAAAAGACUCUUCCCGUGAGGCAGAAACAGGAGGGAAAAACAUUGCUUUAAAGAAAUCUGAAGAUGAGUGCUCACACGCAAACUGCAGAGAAGGGACAGAACACGACACUCCUGUGCCAGGAAAGCUAUGUUUGCAGUGGGACAGAUGAAGCAAUCUUUGAGUGUGACGAGUGCAGGAGCCUACAGUGCCAGCGUUGUGAAGAAGAGCUGCAUCAGCCAGAAAGGUUACGGAACCACGAACGGACCCGUAUAAGACCCGGCCAUGUCCCGUACUGUGACUCCUGCAAAGGUGCCAAUGGGAACAUAAUGCAUGCCAGUAUGACGGGCUCGAGGCAAGUAGCAGCAGUGAGGUGCCAGGUGUGCAAAAUCAACCUCUGUGUGGAGUGUCAGAAGAGAACACAUGCUGGGGGGAACAGAAGGAAGCACCCUGUCACUGUGUACCAUGCUGGCAAAGCCCAAGAACAGGAAGAGGAGGAGGGGAUGGAUGAGGAGACCAAGAGAAGGAAGAUGACAGAGAAAGUAGUGAGUUUCCUCUUAGUGGAUGAAACUGAGGAGAUUCAGGUAAGGAAUGAAGAAGACUUUAUUAAGAAACUGGACUGCAGUCCUGACCAGCAUCUAAAGGUGGUGUCCAUCUUUGGGAACACGGGGGAUGGCAAGUCUCACACCCUUAACCACACUUUCUUCUAUGGCCGGGAAGUCUUCAAGACGUCUCCAGCCCAAGAGUCUUGCACAGUUGGUGUCUGGGCAGCCUAUGACCCUGUCCGCAAAGUGGUGGUAAUUGAUACAGAGGGCCUCCUGGGGGCCACUGUGAACCUGAGCCAGAGAACACGGCUGCUGCUGAAGGUCCUGGCCAUCUCUGACCUUGUCAUCUAUCGUACUCGUGCUGACAGGCUCCACAAUGAUCUCUUCAAAUUCCUUGGUGAUGCCUCGGAGGCUUAUUUAAAACAUUUCACUAAGGAGCUAAAAGCUACCACAGCCCGUUGUGGCCUAGAUGUUCCUCUCUCAACUUUGGGUCCAGGUGUCAUCAUCUUUCACGAGACUGUGUACACCAAACUACUGGGCUCUGAUCAUCCUUCUGAGGUUCCUGAGAAGCUCAUUCAGGAUCGGUUUCGGAAGCUAAGCUGUUUUCCUGAGGCUUUCAGCUCAAUUCACUACAAGGGAACAAGGACAUACAAUCCUCCAACAGAUUUCUCUGGGCUUAGGCGAGCUGUGGAGCAGCAGCUGGAGAACAAUACUACUCGGUCACCUAGGCAGCCUGGGGUUAUCUACAAAGCACUAAAAGCUCUAAGUGACCGGUUCAGUGGGGAGAUCCCUGAUGACCAGAUGGCUCACAGCUCUUUCUUUCCAGAUGAAUAUUUCACAUGCUCCUCUGUGUGCCUCAGCUGUGGGUGUGGCUGUAAGAGGAGCAUGAACCAUGCAAAGGAAGGAGUCCCUCAUGAAUCCAAAAGUCGAUGCAGAUAUUCUCACCAGUAUGAUAACAGAGUCUACACUUGCAAGGCCUGUUAUGAACGAGGGAUGGAGGUCAGUGUGGUGCCAAAAACCUCUGCUUCCACAGACUCUCCUUGGCUGGGCCUUGCCAAGUAUGCCUGGUCGGGAUAUGUGAUUGAGUGCCCCAACUGUGGGGUGGUGUACCGUAGCCGGCAGUACUGGUUUGGCAACCAAGAUCCUGUGAACACUGUGGUGAGGACAGAAAUUGAGCACGUCUGGCCAGGGACUGAUGGAUUUCUGAAAGACAACAACAAUGCAGCUCAGCGUUUGCUGGAUGGCAUGAAUUUCAUGGCUCAAUCAGUAUCUGAACUUAGCCUGGGACCCACAAAAGCUGUGACCUCCUGGUUGACAGACCAGAUUGCCCCAGCUUACUGGAGACCCAAUUCUCAGAUCCUGAGUUGUAAUAAGUGCAACACGCCUUUUAAAGAUAACGACACUAAGCAUCACUGCCGGGCCUGCGGAGAGGGCUUCUGUGAUGGCUGUUCUUCCAAGACCCGUCCAGUGCCUGAGCGAGGCUGGGGACCAGCACCAGUGCGUGUGUGUGACAACUGCUAUGAAAACAGGGGCAUCCAGUUAGAUGUGGCUGAACUGCCUUCAGAUGAGGAAGGGGGGACACUUAUUGCCAGGAAGGUGGGGGAAGCUGUGCAAAACACACUUGGAGCAGUGGUGACAGCCAUGGACAUUCCCUUAGGUCUGGUAAAAGAUGCUGCCCGACCUGCAUACUGGGUACCAGACCAUGAAAUCCUGCACUGCCACAAUUGCCGGAAGGAAUUCAGUAUCAAACUCUCCAAACACCACUGUCGGGCCUGUGGCCAGGGAUUCUGUGACGAAUGCUCACACGACCGCAGAGCGGUUCCCUCUCGCGGAUGGGAUCACCCAGUCCGAGUUUGCUUUAACUGCAAUAAAAAGCCUGGUGACCUUUAACCCCAGGCUCCUCUCCACAUCUUUGCAAUUCCUUAUGUUCUCAGGGUUACAAAUGAAAAUAUCUGGUCUCCCUUUCACCUUUUAACCUGUUGCAGCCAGAGUGCAUGUUUCCAGUUUCUGGCCUCCUCUCGUGUUAUAUCCAUCUUGAAACGCUGGGAAUGAGCCUACGUUCAGCCUCUAGUUUUAAUUUCGAAUUAACUGGGAAAGGGAUGGAGCUCCCUUGUAAAUGAGCAAACCAAAAUCCAGUGUAUUUUAUUUCAAUUAAAAAAAAAAAUAUAUAUAUCAACUAUGUAUACUUCAGGAUAUUAAGAAUACGGUUGGCUAAUGAAGCUUCGAGUAUUCCUAGUUCAAAUGAUGGAUGGUGUUGUUCCUUACUAUAUUGGAUCAGACUUAUGGCCUUCUAAUUCUUCUUUUGGAAUGUCUUGCUGAUCGCGAUGUCCUGUGAGGAAGGUUUGGACUCUGCUGCCAGGAAAUCUCCAAUGUUGAUGUAUGAAUUACACCUGGCAAUUCAACUAGUCCUACAUCUGGAGGUGCUGUCCUUCUGGCCAUGCAAGAUUAAACUCAGAUUCAUGAGCAAGUUUGUUUGAACUGUGGUAUGAGCAAUGGUCUUGCAGUGCAAGAGGAAUCAAGUUGAAAUAGACCUCUUGGUAGAGACCAGUAAAGCUCUGAAAGGUAAAGCAAAUCAUAUGACACAAGGCAAAGCAUUCUGAUUUUGCCAUUUCAACUUUAAUACCAGAUCAAAAAGUAGCAGGGUCUUGCUCUCCCUGACAGUAUUUUCAUGUACUCAGGUUUUCUUCAAAUUUCAUUGUCAGAUCAUUGCAGUUAAAAGUUUUGUCCAGAGCAGAAGAGAACAAGUUUUGUAAGCAAUUCUGAAAUAUGAAGUUUAAAUUGUUUGGGUUGUGAUGACUUUUCUUUUCCCCCACUUUUUAAGUGAUCCUGUAGUCUCUGAAGCCUCUGUGUUCUCAAACGUGGUUGCAUAGAAACUGCACAGAUUUGACUCAUCUUUCUUCUAAUCGUAUGAAUUUACGAAUCAACCUGGAAAAUGGGAACCUUUCUUCUUUGCUCCUUGCAACUGGCACUCACUGGACUUCAUCCUUUUAUUAAAGGACUGCAAUGAAUUCACUGAGUUUAUUAUCAAAAGCACCACUUAACCUAACUUAUACUGUCAUGUACUGUGGAUUUGUGGUUCCACUUAUACAAAGUAAGAGACCAUUGUGAACUAAACUGCCUAAAAUGCUCCAUUCUUGGCUUACAUACACAUGAAUUCUUUCACCAUGGGAGUUGCCUCCUCUUGGAGUGGCUGGAGUUUAAUGCAAUGUCUUGGAACUGUGGUAUUUUGUCCCCAGCUUAUUAAAUGUGCUCUUCUGUAGAUGAGUGCCCAACACCCUGUUUUAAGACUGUAUUAUUAAAUUAACUGCUAUAAAGGACUUUAUCUUCCGAACAAGCGUACUGACUUUCCUUGUAACAAGUGGGUUCUCACUUUGUUUCUGAAAGAACAUAUUCACAAAGUGAUUGCCCCUUUGCAACUACAUCCAGCCUACACAAGGAAGUAGAUUUAGAAGAUGUUCCAGGAGACCUUCGGUACUGGCCAAGUUUACUGGGGACUGUCUCAUAUUUCUGUAAGCAAAAGUCCGCCAUAAACUGAGAGUUGUCCAAGUGAGGAUACGAGUAGGUAGAAAUCCUCUUUUAAAAGACACUCUGUACAUCUAGCAUAAUUCUGUGCUUCAAAGUAUUUUUUAUUUUUUUAAUGGGUGAGCAAUGUGUUCUUGGUUUGUAGGCUGUGCCCUGUGUGCUGUUUAUGCAUGUAGCUUUACUACCAUGUUAAUGCACAAAGAGAAAGCAGCCAUGACAUUCCUUGUAUAAAAUCUUUGGCAUCUGUUUCAACAACUUGUCUGAUUUUUUUUUUUCCUUGUCACAGCCAGAAUUACGACUCAAUCAAAAAGAAAAUAUUGUCUAAACAUUUUUAAUAUAUAUGUGAUUUUAAUCACUUAGCAACCUGUCAGCAUCUGAGUCCAUUCCUGAUUGAUUAUCCUGGAGCUAAAUCUUUUAUGCUGUUUCUCAACAAAGCAAAAUCUUAUGUGGUGCUUAAACUGCAGCAGGCUUGGUGUUACUCUUUAUGGACAGUGUUGAGAGGUGUAUUUGGGAUCUCUGUUUUCCAAAAUGAAAAAAAGAUCUGUAAGGUUUAUGUUCACUGCUGUUUUCUGUACAGAAUAGCCUUUAUUUUUUCUGAUACUAUUUGGUGCUGUGAGUGCACGAUAUAGGAUUAUGGUUAUUAAAUGGCUUAGCUAUUUAAAAGGGUUAGAUGCAUAUUUUAGCAGAGCCCAACGCUAUUGGGUAUUAACACAUUAAAAUUCAAUAAACAAAAGAGCUCUAAAAUACAUCUGUGGGCAGAAAGCUCUACAGGAAACUUAAAUGAAGGAAAUGGAAAUCAUGAAAAAAAAUAUCACUGAAGCAAUAUUGUGAGCAUGUUGUGCUUGGGGGGGCGGGACUGUGAGUAGAAACCUGCAAGAGUUUUAUUCCUAAACUAUUAGGAGAGAUGUUUUGUGUGCUGAGGUAUUGGUAGCAUCUAACCAGAGUGAGUCUUUGGAAAACCUGUCAAAAUUUAACAGCAACAUUAAAUUUUGCAAAAGCACAAACUGUGAUUGUUUCAUACUGGCAGUAUGAGACAGGUCUGACAUUAAUGCAGCUCCUUUGUGAAAAAGUCUUGUGUAUUUACAAGGGCAGCAAUAGGAGGGGACUGUUUUCCAGGAAAUUUUUAGAUCACUGUGUGUGCUAUACUGAAGAGAAAUUAAUUACUUACCGUGAAGUUGCAGUAGGUCAAGAUGAUAAUGCGUCCCUUGGAUCAACUGAAGUUCACUGUAAUGUUAACAUUUCAGAAGUUAAAAUUGACACACUUACUUGGUAGGAUAAUGAAUUCAAUUGGUCUGAGAUGUGACACGAUAAAAGCAUGUUCUGAGUUACAGAUUGAAGUUGACUGAUGUAAAUCUCUUGGCAGAAAAUUAUAUCAGAUUGAUUAUUGGCACACCAAGCAGCGUCCCCACCUCUUCUUAUAAGGAAUGCUGUGGAAAACAUCAAGUAAAAUAAGAAUCCUGUGAUCUAACUGAUGUACAAAGAUGUGUGCCCCAGUGAAAAACACAUUCCUCACCCAAAGCACCACAAAACAAGCCUAGACUUGUAGAGGAAAAAGCAUCUGAUUGCUCUGUUCUGCUGGAUUUAUUUCCAUUGUGAGUACGUACGCCAAUUCAGCAUGAAGGUUCAUCUUCAAAUAGGUGAUGUGGGUUUUUCUCUCAUUCUAUGAAGCAAAUAUAUGUGAGCUUUGUAUAGAUGUGCACACUUUUAGUUAGGUACCCUACCCAAAACCUGUAGGCUAAUCUUGGCUUAAAUGUGUAUCAUAUGCACGUUGCCCCUGAGCCUUGCAGCUGGGGAAACUGAUGGCAGAACAGCACGGCUGUAACAUGUAGCUAUUGUCAGGGUAGGAGCAGGCUCUAAUGUAUGGUUACUUGCACGGGAGAAACUGCUUUGUUUUUCGCUCCCCUCUUGCCCUCCCCCAUUGGUUUUCCUGUUCAUUCAUUCUCCUGCCCAGUUGCACGAGCUGAAGUUGGCCAAGGUAUUCUCUGUGUUCCUGUGUGUGUCCCUUGUGAAUUGGACCUUUGGUUGUGUCCUGGAAAACAUGACAACCCUCCCUAGCUUUUGAUGUCAGCAAGAGUUCUUGGAAAUAAAUACCAUCAUUAUGUUAGGUUUGCCUUGUAUUUAUACCAGGUGUCUGUCUGCCGUGACUGUGCUGAGACACUCAUAAAUGCCCCUGUUGCUUUGGGAGCCUGGGCUUUAAUAUUGCAGGACUCUGGCUUCCCACCUGGUCAUACAGACUUUCUUUUUCAUAUUUUUGCUUUCAGCAUAACCAGUCCAAUAAGGUUUAAAUGCUAAUAUCACUCUAUUUUGCAGCCUCUCAUUUUCAUGUUUCAUUUGUCAGUCACUAUAAUGCCAGAUAUCAUGGCAUUGUCCUUGCAUUCAGUUAUUGCUGAUGGCUGUAAUAUAAUUUGGCACCAACAAUUUGCCUGCUAGUAAUUUGAGAACAGAGAGUGAUUUGGGCAAGUGAUAGAACUGUCUGUUUUUUGUCAUCCAGGUCCUGUCCCUACCCCCUGCUUUAGCUGAGCACUCUUUCAUGGUAAAGCAAUGUUGACAUAUAUAUUCUGUCAGUCACAGCACAUAGUAUGUCUUAAAAUGUAUUUGUGAAAUCAUGGCAAUGCCACAAUAAAUAAAAUCUUGAUAUGAGGGUUUUCAAAAUCAACAGUAUAGUGUGACAAAUACAAAGCUAAAGUAGAAUGGCAGCUAAUCAGUUAUCUUAAGACAAAAUUAAAGUGCAUUCAGCUUUUUAACUUCACUUUUGUUGGAUAUAAUUCAAGCAAUAGAAGAUAUACAAGUACAAGUGGUGUAUAUAUAUAUACACGGAAGUCUUUAUGUAGGAAGUGUUUUGUGGCAUUACAGAAAUUCUAAUUUCAAGAAUGUCUGGAGAUUUUGAAACACUGAUUUCUGAUGUUUUGAGAAGCUGGUUAAAUCUUUCUGCUUCUGCUUAAAAGGUAAUUUUUCAGUAGCACUGGAGAGAAGAAAUAGCGUAUGUAUGAUGAUGACUUGUCAGGAAGGCAUUGGAGUGCUUCACAGCCACCAUGAUAUCAACAGAAUUACAGAUAGGAAAGAAGUUGUUUGAACAAGAAAAGGCAGGUGAUCUUGGUUAUAUUUUCAGACAUUACUUUAAAAGGUUUAUCAACUUGGUGCCUUGGCUUCCAUUUUUGAAACAUUAAACUAAUUUGUGAAGUGUUUUAAACACUUAGAUCAAGCAUCUCUCAGCCCCAAUCCCUUACCCCAGAACCCGUCUAGAAAGUACCUUAGGUUGGCAUUGACUGCUUGAUUCAGCCUACAGUAUAUGUAGUAUAUAUAGCAUAUGCAAGCAGCCACUAACAACUGAAGGUUUGAGGACCAAAGCUGAAUUGUUCACUGCCAGAUUAUAACUUUCCUGAAAGCAGCGUCUGUAAGGGGACACCUUGGGACUAUGUACAUGUUUGGGGUUGAAUUCUCACAACAAAUGCUUAAUUUUCUAGUCCUGUUAGAACAGGUCCCUAUUAAACUCAGAAAUGCAAAAAAUGCAUGUGUGAA